Molecule: messenger RNA, 1206 nt
Organism: Rhinocladiella mackenziei CBS 650.93
Lineage: Eukaryota; Fungi; Ascomycota; Eurotiomycetes; Chaetothyriales; Herpotrichiellaceae
Exons: 3
Coding region: 1-1206 (401 amino acids)
Biological process (GO): cell wall mannoprotein biosynthetic process; protein N-linked glycosylation; protein O-linked glycosylation
Cellular component (GO): membrane; Golgi apparatus
Molecular function (GO): alpha-1,2-mannosyltransferase activity
Source: RefSeq, a predicted model, not a curated record
AUGGCCGUCGCACGACCCGUGAGGUUUCUCGGGGCGCUCUCCGUGAUCCUGGUCUUCUUCCUCAUUUAUCAGUAUUUGCGUCCGACCCCAACCUUAUCACCGCCGGGUACGGUCGUCGGAAAUGGCGACAAACUUGACAGCAUGGAGCGCGACCCGCUCGUAGAUCCAAUUGGUGAACCUCCCGAACCUCUAUGGCGACAUCAAGACCACGAUUAUUCCCCCGACAAUCCCAACUCAGCACGAAUUAAUGCCACUCUUCUCUCUCUCGUCCGAAAUGAAGAACUCCACGAACUACUCCCGACCAUGAAAGAGUUGGAAGCAACAUGGAACCACAAAUACAACUACCCCUGGACCUUUUUCAAUGAUGUCCCGUUUACAGAUGAAUUCAAAAGAGCCACUCAGGAGGUGACCAAGGCCAAAUGCUCCUAUCAUCUCAUCCCUCCAGAACACUGGGAUAUGCCUUCAUGGGUCAGUCAGGAACUGUACGAGGAAUCCGCCAAGAUUCUCGAGGAGAACAAUGUCCAGUAUGCGGGAAAAAUCUCAUACAACAAGAUGUGUAGGUGGAACAGCGGCAUGUUCUAUCGACAUGAGGCUCUUCAACAUGUGCAAUACUACUGGCGAGUGGAACCCAAGGUCAAAUUCUUUUGCGAUGUAGACUACGAUGUGUUUCGGUACAUGCAAGACCAUAACAAAACCUACGGGUUUAACAUCAACCUUUUCGAUUCACCCGAGUCGAUUCCGUCUUUGUGGCCGGAGACCAUCAAAUUUUUGGCGGCCCAUCCAGAAUACCUCCACCAGAACAAUGCCAUGGCAUGGUUGGUGGACAAUCAACGACGACCAGACAAUAACAUCAAGGCACACGGAUACAGUACGUGUCAUUUCUGGUCGAAUUUUGAAAUCGCCGAUCUGUCAUUCUGGAGGAGUCAAGUGUAUGAGGAUUACUUUACCCAUCUUGAUCGAACAGGAGGGUUUUUCUAUGAACGAUGGGGAGACGCCCCGGUCCAUAGUAUUGCGUUGGGAUUGUUUGAAGAUGCCAGCAAGAUCCAUUGGUUCAAGGACAUCGGAUACAACCAUGUUCCGUUUUACAAUUGUCCCAACUCGCCCAAAUGUCGUGGAUGUACGCCGGGGCAAUUUUAUGCGGGUGAAUCGUGGUUGCAGCGAGAAGACUGUCGACCAAUUUGGUUCAAAUAUGUUGGGACUGGCUAA